CCGGGGCUGGGGCCCUAGCAGGACUGUGAACAUUUGGCCAGCUUGGGUUGGCCGCCUGGCAAGGACCGGGUUCUGAGAAGCAAUGGUGACGAGGGCCUUUGUCCUGUUGGCCGUCUUUGCGGAAGCCUCGGCAAGAACAUGCACUCCUAAUAAAGCAGAUGUCAUUCUUGUGUUUUGUUAUCCCAAAACCAUCAUCACCAAAAUCCCUGAGUGUCCCUACGGAUGGGAAGUGCAUCAGCUGGCGCUCGGAGGAGUGUGUUACAACGGGGUUCAUGAAGGAGGUUACUACCAAUUUGUAAUCCCAGAUUUGUCGCCUAAAAACAAGUCCUAUUGUGGAACCCAGUCUGAGUACAAGCCCCCCAUCUACCACUUCUACAGCCACAUUGUUUCCAAUGACAGCACAGUGAUUGUAAAGAACCAGCCUGUGAACUACUCUUUCUCCUGCACCUACCACUCCACCUAUUUGGUGAACCAGGCUGCCUUUGACCAGAGAGUGGCCACUGUUCACGUGAAGAAUGGGAGCAUGGGCACAUUUGAAAGCCAAUUGUCUCUCAACUUCUACACUAAUGCCAAGUUCUCCAUCAAGAAAGAAGCCCCUUUUGUCUUGGAGACAUCUGAAAUUGGUUCAGAUCUGUUUGCAGGGGUAGAAGCCAAAGGGUUAAGCAUUAGGUUUAAAGUGGUUUUGAACAGCUGUUGGGCCACACCCUCAGCUGAUUUCAUGUAUCCUUUGCAGUGGCAGCUGAUCAACAAGGGCUGCCCCACGGAUGAAACAGUCAUCGUGUAUGAGAAUGGGAAAGAGCACAGGGCGACCUUCCAAUUCAAUGCCUUCCGGUUCCAGAACAUCCCCAAACUCUCCAAGGUUUGGUUACACUGCGAGACGUUCAUCUGUGACAGUGAGAAGCUAUCCUGUCCAGUGACUUGCGACAAACGGAAGCGUCUCCUCCGAGAUCAGACAGGGGGCGUCCUGGUUGUGGAGCUCUCCCUCCAUAGCAGGGGACUCUCAAGUCUCUAUAGCUUCUCAGAUGUUCUCUACCACCUCAUCGUGAUGCUGGGGAUUUGUGCUGUGUUAUAGACGACAGCCCGGCAGGCAGCUACAGCUCCUCUACCAAGAUCAUCUCCUCUGUUGAUGACAAGCUCACAUUUAUUGUGCUGCCAAAAAGAACAAACAGAAGACCGUAUUGUUGGGGAGCAGAGAAUAGCACUUUGCCAAAUAUGUGUUCCAAUGAUUUUUGUGAAUUUCAGUGAUUGCCUUUCUUUGGUGCCCCACUUCCUCUUGUGACUUCCUGUGGCUCUUAGAUCCUGCAGUCCCUCUCCUGUACCUGGCGGAGGAGUUUCCUUGCCCCAUUCUCGAGUCAGGGCUGCGGUGGACUCCUUUGACAGCUAUAGUACUGUUAAAAGACCAGCACAGCCAACCAAGUGCAACUGAGCAUUUUGAGGCGCAUGUCGGGCAUAACCACAAAGUCAGUGGUAAGUACAGGACACAGAGGAAUAGCCAACUUUGCUGAAAUGGUCUUUGUCAUCGAUGCUGUGCAACUCUUUUCUAAGAACCAGGGCAGAGCCACCAGGUAGGGGGGGUCCAAUCUUUCAAAUGAUGAUAUGGGAAUCAGAGAGGAACACAAUAGUUUUGCUCAAACCUGAGUAAUAUAAAGGAAAACAGUUAUUGAGAACCCUGCAGUGCUAACCUAAUUUGUUUUUAUCAUAGGACUUCUUAAAUAUGUAUAAACAUUAUAUAGAUAUAAACUCAUUUUUGUAACUGAUACUUAUUUCUAAAAUCAAAGGAAAAUUAUAAGUUAAUUAGGAAUAAAGCAACAAAAAAGAAUAAAACUCACAUUGACAUGAAUUUAACAUCAUAAUGUGGUCUUCCCUAAAUGAAACUGCCACUUGCAACAUGACUAGGGAGUGACCUCCAUGACAGGGUCUCUGCAGCUUGUUAACCCAAUCCUACCGUAUACCUUGUGAUGCUCGACGCUCUCACUAUUUUUUACUAUUUGCUCGAGAAAGAAAUCUUCAUUUGUACAGAAUGGUCUGACCUCAUUUAGCCUUUACUUCAACAUUCAAGCCUGUAUCUGUUUUUGUUCCAUUAACUUAUAAUCAUUAGAAUCGAACCAACAAAAAAAAUCAGAAACACAAAUGCAAAUAUGACCACUGGAAUCACGUGGUGCCACACCCUGGUAACACGGCCACCCCAGUGAUCCAGAAUAUGUCAAUAUUAACGCUUUACAUUGUCAACAAAGUAAAAACAGCACAAAACAAUCCUGGCGGAGAAUUGGCAGAUCCCUGAGAACGUAAGGUGGACCCCGGUUUGAGGCUAGAAGCUGGAGUGUAACAGAAGCCAGAGCUCUAAGUUCUUUUUCUUAGUCUUGUACAGAGUUAAUUAGUAGGCUUAUAAUUUGAAAACACAUCAGUUUGUGUCUCUAUAUAUAAUGUAUUUAAGAAGUUUUGAGAUAAGUAGUUUGAUGGUUCUUUUACAAUUGUGUUAGUGAAUUCAGAAAUUAAGCUGGUUCUCCAAUCUCUGGAGACACGGAGUACACGUUUGUUUAGCAAUAGCUAGAUUAAAACCACUCAGUAUAGUCUAAACUGGGCUCAAAACUGGUGCUCCAACCAGGGUGAGAUCUCAUCUUCCUACAAAUUCUGAAUUUUUGUAAUCAGAAAGGUUAAAAGACAUAUUUUAUUGGUCCUAAUAAAAAACUCUUAAAUAGCAUACUGUUAGCCAUAGUCAUAAAUCCUUGGCUGUCAGAGUAAAACAACCUUGUAUUAGUUUUGCUUUAUUUUAUCAUAAUGCUUAAUGAUCUUGUAUUUCUACCUGGUACUAUGAAAUGAAUAAAAUGCCUUAAAAUAAAUAACCUAUGACUGCAGCUCACAGUGGUAAUAUAUCAUGUUGAUGGCCAAUUCCUCAACCCUCCCAGGGGUUGAUACAGCUAGGGCUUCUUAGACUCCCAUCUAUACCACAGACUUUCUAUCAUUCUAUCCUA
Molecule: messenger RNA, 2972 nt
Organism: Equus caballus (horse)
Lineage: Eukaryota; Metazoa; Chordata; Mammalia; Perissodactyla; Equidae
Gene: TECTB
Product: tectorin beta
Cellular component (GO): cell surface
Molecular function (GO): extracellular matrix structural constituent
Source: RefSeq, a predicted model, not a curated record